AUGGGUCCAAUAUUCGAUCCUGAAUUCGAAAACCAGCUCGUUCAUCAGGAUCCUCCGUUCGUAGAGGAUUUGCCUAGGCUUCCAUAUCCGAAUUUUUAUUACGCCCUCGAAGAUCUAAUAGCAUCAUAUUUACCUUCGAUUACAUAUUUUGUUCAUCGAUCCUCGAUAAUAAUGGGCGCAUCUUCCAGGAGUUUGAAUAAUACAUUGGUAGCCCUAUCUGUGUAUGCAACAAUUUGCAAAUACAAAAAGUUGCCCUUUAAGUAUCCUGGCAGCAAAUACACAUGGGAGCAUUUCUGCGAUAUGUCGGAUGCGCGAUUACUAGCCGAGCAACAAAUAUGGGCGGCGAUCACGGAUAAAGCGAAGAACCAAGCUUUUAAUUGCACGAAUGGUGAUUUUUUUACUUGGAGGAGCUUGUGGAAGGUGUUGAGUGAGAUCUUUGAUGUUGAGUUUGUGGAGUUUGAUGAGAAUGGUAAUGAGUUUGAUUGA
This is a messenger RNA of Mercurialis annua (annual mercury), 486 nucleotides long. Its product is annotated as (S)-8-oxocitronellyl enol synthase CYC2-like. The record is from RefSeq and is a predicted model, not a curated record. Lineage: Eukaryota; Viridiplantae; Streptophyta; Magnoliopsida; Malpighiales; Euphorbiaceae. The coding region runs from base 1 to 486 and encodes 161 amino acids. The transcript has a single exon.